Messenger RNA from Vigna angularis (adzuki bean), 1106 nucleotides. RefSeq lists its product as uncharacterized. Lineage: Eukaryota; Viridiplantae; Streptophyta; Magnoliopsida; Fabales; Fabaceae. The transcript is spliced from 5 exons. The coding region runs from base 231 to 581 and encodes 116 amino acids. The record is from RefSeq and is a predicted model, not a curated record.
CUGACCCCUCGACGCAGGAACAACAGAAGAUUCCUCUAUCUGAGGAUGACCCUCUUUCUUCAUUGCAUCUACUUGCUGACAUCCUUGAUGAUAAGCCUUUGGAGGUUCAGUAUGAUGCUAAUGUAUUUGGGCAUGGCUCUGAGGUCCCAAUAUACCUUAAUAGCCAAGAUGUCCGUGAGCUUGCGUCGGGAACACAAGAGUUGAAUAUUUCAAUUAUUCAACUAUGGACGAUGUAUAUGUCUGGGGUCACUAAUAAGUUGGGGCGUUCUGAUGAUUAUGGAUUCAUUGAUCCCCAAGACAUUCAUGAAUCAAAUGAUUUUGAUCAUAUCAACAUGAGAAUGAUAAGCAGUUUUCGAAGGGGCAAGAAAAUAUACUUUUUGCCUUAUAUAUCCGGGCGCCAUUGGCAACUUCUUGUUAUGUCUGUGCAAGACAACUAUGCUUUGUGGUUCUGCUCAUUGCACAGGCCUCCUCCCACACAACUCAGACAAGCAAUUGAUUGUUCUAUUCCAGCAAGUAUGAUGAUGGACGGGAGAUCAAUUGUUAAGAGUAGAAAGAUUGCUUGGAUUUCUCUCAAGGUUUGACAUAUGCUAAAGUCAUACUUUGUUAUAAUUGUUUUAUAACAAAUGUUAUUCACUAACUAUUAUCAACUGUGAUGAUAUAUUGUAGUGUAACAAACAAAAUGGGUCAUAUGAGUGUGGAUACUAUGUAAUGUAUUGGAUGACCCAUAUUGUUCGUUCUCACAUCACAAGAAGCUGGGAAACGGUAAUAUUUAACUUUAACAAAUUUUGAUUUUUUAACAAAUGUUGAAUUCAUAUACACUAAUUAAAAUGAAUUGUCUUUUGCAGAGAUUCAAGACUACUACACCAGUUCCUGAGAAGUCACUACUAUUCAUUAGGAACGCUGCUGCGAAGUAUAUAGUUAGAUUAUACAAUAGCUCUUAGAUUUAGAUUUAAACAAUGCAUUUGAUUAGAUAGAAUUUUCUUAGACUCUCUACUUUAUUUGAUGUUGAAAUACAUUUGAACAUGUGUUUGUUAUGUUGAAAUUGAAUUUCUGUAAAUGUUUUUAUAUGCAGGUCUGUUUUUGUGGUAGUGGAUAUCACAAAAACA